CGCGCGUACUUACUCAAACGGUCCACAACCGUGAGCAAUCAGCUGGACACCUUGAAGACCGAGGUUCAGCAACUCCACCUGCUGCCUUAACAAGGAUGGCAACACCGUGCAUCACUACAAGAUGCCGACAUUCCAAAUCGAGGAGUUCGAUGAUUAUACGCAUCAAGACCCGGUCCUCUGGUGGGAGGGCUUUACAACGCAACUUCGGAUUCUGUUCGUCGCCAAGCACGCGUACAUCGGCGCCCUGUUCCUCAACUCAAAGGGCGGAUGCCAAAUCUGGUUGAGCCACCUGGCAACCAUCCACGGCGUCGAUGUCGCAGACCUGAAAGAUAAGAUCUCUUGGGAAGAGUUAACACGGCUAUGGAAGAAGCGGUUCAUCUUGGACGACGCCCCGGCGCUCGCCAUCAACCACCUCUUCGCUAUGACGCAAGGCAACACAUCAACACGUGACUGGCUCACGGAAUGGCAAGAGAUCACGGCAACGCCUGAUCUUGACUUGCCAUUUUCGCAUCUGCGCCGCGAGUUCUACAACCGGUCAUGUGCCGCCUUGAGCCUUGCACUUGGUGAUCGCGAGCAAUACGCGACCUUCGUCGAAAUCAUGGACAAGGCAAGGAAGAUCAUCAAGACCAAUAGGGCAGCUGCACAUGAGAAAUCAGCAUGGCAGCCAACCUAUGUGAAGAAGGUGAAAACUGGUCCGCGGCCGCAGCAUGUCGCUGCAAUCCAAUCGGACAACAUUUUGGAAGACCCGGAAGCCACCCAAGCAUCACGUGAGGGAGAUCAGGUGGCUGCUGUCCAGCCGCGAAGCAACAACAAGUCCCGAGGAAACGGGAAGGCGAAAACCGCAUCGCCCGUCGGAAACGGACAGCCAGCACCAUGGGUCAAGUUUCACUUGACCGAGGCGAAAUACAAGUGGCGUGGCCGCUACGGCUGCUGCUAUUGGUGCAACAACACCAAGCACAAGACCUCCCAAUGCCCUGAUCAAGGCAAGGAGGACGCUCGGCCUCUACCAACUCUGUUGAUGGACGCCGGAGUAGAGGUUGUCGACCUUCACGCCUACAUUGCGAAGAUCGACCGCGAGUUCAAGACACAGUGUCGGAGUUUGGACGAGCAUGUGGAGCACCUGCGCACCGUUUUGGAGCGGCUACGACAAGCCAACCACGACAAAUGCGAAUUCGCGCGGCAGGAGCUGGAGUACUUGGGACAUUAUGUGACGCCGCAAGGCAUCCGUCCGCUUGCGGUCCAGAUCGAGGUCAUCCGCGUAUGGUCCGAGCCCACCAACACCACGGACGUUCGUUCAUUCAUGGGAUUGGCGGGCUACUAUCAGCGAUUCAUCACCGGAUACUCAAGGAUUGCCGCACCUAUGACGAGAUUACAAUCUCCAAAGGUGCCAUUCGUAUUCGAUGACAACGCACGCCGGUCAUUCCAAGCACUUAAGACGGCCAUGCUCAUGGCACCCGUCCUUAGCAUCUAUGACCCCAGCCUGCCUACGAGAGUGACAACUGACGCUUCCAGCUAUGGCAUUGGGGCAGUCUUGGAACAACACGACGGCGACGACUGGCACCCGGUGGAGUAUUUCAGCCACAAAGUGCCUCCCAUCAAUUCACUUGAUGAUGCAAGGAAGAAGGAGCUGCUCGCGUUCGUGAUGGCUCUCAAGCGAUGGCGACACUUCCUCCUUGGGCGUCGUAGGUUCACAUGGGUCACGGAUAACAACCCAUUUACCUACUACAAGAUGCAGGAUACGGUGAGCAGCACGAUCGGGUGAUGGAUGUACUUCAUCAACCAAUAUGACUUCACACCGAAACAUCUCCCCGGCCUCUCCAAUCUCGCAGCAGAUGCACUCUCGCGA
Molecule: messenger RNA, 1846 nt
Organism: Chara braunii
Lineage: Eukaryota; Viridiplantae; Streptophyta; Charophyceae; Charales; Characeae
Source: the annotation of a GenBank genome assembly